Messenger RNA from Nannospalax galili (Upper Galilee mountains blind mole rat), 261 nucleotides. Its product is annotated as keratin-associated protein 7-1. The coding region runs from base 1 to 261 and encodes 86 amino acids. The record is from RefSeq and is a predicted model, not a curated record. NCBI's taxonomy places the organism in Eukaryota, Metazoa, Chordata, Mammalia, Rodentia, Spalacidae. The transcript has a single exon.
AUGACUCGUUAUUUCUGCUGUGGAAGCUAUUUCCCAGGCUAUCCUUGCUAUGGAACCAACUUCCACGGGACCUACAGAGCCACCCCCCUGAACUGUGUGGUGCCUCUGGGUUCUCCCCUGAGCCAUGGAAACAGUAUCUACAGCUCCAGAAAUUUCUGCUAUGGUGGUAUCAGUAACUUCCACAAUCCAGGCUGUUGCUAUGGCAGUAGCCUUUACAGGCCAUGGGGCUCUGGCUCUGGCUUUGGCUACAGCACCUACUGA